AUGGAUCGCUCAAAGCGACUCUUCCUGCAGCGACCAGGGACGGAGACCACGCCGCCAUCCGCCUCGGCCACCAAUGCUAAUACAAGUACCAAUACUACUAGUGCCAGCACGAGUGGCAGGAAUAUCAAGGCAAAGGGCAAGAAGAAGCGCCGCGCUGCAGACGAGUCGAGCGACAGUGAGUUUGAAGAGCCAGGCAGCGACAGCGCAGCCGAGUCCGACGAUGACCACGACGACGACGACAACGACGACGACCUCGAAGACGAUCUCAAUGAUGACAAUCGCAAGGCGAGGCAACGCCAUGGGCGGGACAUGGAGACAUUCGCAUACUACGACGAGGAUGAGGACGACGACGAGGACGACAAGGACGAGUACGCGGCGGCUGCGGCGGCACAGGCUGCAGUCAGGCAGCAAAUGCAGCAAGAAGGGCUGAGUCGAUUCACGCUGGCAGGAGCGGCCGCCGCCGGUCACAGCGCAGGCAGUGCUGCUGGCGGCGCAGCAGGCGGCAUUGGCGCGGGAACGAGCGAUUUGGCGGGCUUUCUGCAACAACCAAUUGCUGCAGCUGGCUCUGGCUGGACUGCGACGGGUGGUGCUCCAGCCAGCGCGAGGCCCGGUGUCAGCAAGACAGUGUCUGAAAGCGAGGAAACAACCAGACAGGCGCAGGCGAUCGCACAAGUGGCUGCUCAAGCAGUCUCAGAGUUGACGAAUGGCGGCAGCGAUGACGAUGACGACGACGACGACGAUGAUGAUGAUGAUGAUGAUGAUGAUGAUGACGACGACGACGACGAUGACGAUGAAGGCGACGAAGACGAUGAAGGCGACGAUGAGGACAUCGGUGCACAGAGUUCCAGAGCAACAGCUGUGAUGGAACAAGGGUCGCAGCCGCAGCAACAGCAACAGCAACAGACGUCCUUCGCAGUGGCGAUGGACACCGCACCCCUUUUGCGCUCUCAACCGCUCUCUGGUGCCGAGGCGGCCCGCCUGAAGGCUCUAGAGCAACAACAGCAGCAGCACGCCCGUAUUCGGGAUGCACCCAACCCCCAACUGAUGGCAGCAGCAGCCCUGUAUGCAAAGCGGACGGCGACGGCGUCAGAGUUGCUCCCUCACCAGCUGAUUCAGCGGUUGGAGCAGUCAGAGACUGCUUCGUCGCGCUUCAAAUCACCUGCACCGAUGCAGAUCGAGCCAUCAAGAGCUGCCAACGCCUCCGCUUUGUCAACCACACCAGCUGAAGCCGCGGCAUCUUCCUCAUACUCCACACCGUAUCCAGUGCAAGCUGCAGCAACCUCGGACGCAUCCUCCUCGACCCAGGGCUCCAAUUUCUUCUCUUCUACAGAAUCCUUUGCAGCAACGCCACUCACCCAAGCACGGCGGCUACCGCAUGGCAGCUCGCCGUCGGCUCGCGGUCGAACCAGCGACGCGGAUGCGUCGGCGUCGUCUAGCAGCGCCGCCUCAAAGCGAGGCAGCACGGGCUACUUGUCUGCCGCGGGAGGACUCACAGUCGGCCGAAUUGGACGUGGAGCUCAGGAGGAGCAGCAACAGCUCAUCGCUCGUCUGGCGUUGCAAAGCACGGGCGGUCGACAGCGCAGAAUUCUCGAGCGGCAGCAACGCAGAGACGAGCGAGAGGCGUUCAAGCGCGAGCACAACUGGAAGCGGUACCGGAAGGAGCGUGCCGAGACCGUGCAGCUGACCGAACAGUGGCAGCUGCAUUUCCAACAUGCCAAGCAGCUGUUUGAGGAAGGGCGCUACGACGAAUGCACGGUCAAAUGCGACGAAAUUAAGAGCCAUCAGCCGCGAUGUCCCGAUCCAUACUUGCUGAUUUCGCAGUGCCAGGAGGCCAAAGGCAACGAAUCGGGUGCGGCUGAUUGGCUCUACCUUGCUGUGCAGCUCAUGCCGGGUCGUUUGUGCAUCAGCUGGUACCAGCAGCUCUCCAUCAAAUGGUUCCGCCUGGGCAAGGUUGACCACGCCCGCUGGGCGAUUGAUCGCGCCGUCCGCUUUUCCCAGUUCAAAAACGCUGGCGUGCUGGCAGACCGCGCGCGCAUCUGCGAGGAAAUGAACGAGCUGCCCCAGGCGCAGGCCGACUUGCAGCGCGUCAUCGACCUUGAGCCCCUCGCCAUCAACGUUCGAAACCAACUCGCCGAAAUCCACAUCAAGCAGAAUAAGCUUGCACGGGCUGAAAAGGUGCUGUCGGCCAUUCUGCUGCCCUCGGAGGAGCAGGCCCAAGGCCUUCGCACGGCACGUCUAAAGUUUUGGCACACGGCCAUUACAGACUCAGUCCACUCUCGAGACGAGUCCGGCAUUCUCCGAGCACAGGCCGUCAAGCGUGUACGAGAGUCCCGAUUUGUCGCGUGGGGUAUUGCGCCUGGCGAAGAGCUGUUUCUCGACGUUCUUUCGCCCGACGAGCUCCGCACCGUCCCCGAAGGCACCGCUGAUGAAGAGGCGAUGCGCAAGCACGAGUACAUUACGGAUAUGACUGAAGCCUUGAACAAGUUGUGUGACUUGCUCUUGAAGCAUCACGAGUACUCGAGAAUUUUGGCUGCAACUCGCAAAUGGGAAAGCGAGCACACACGUCACACCGGAAAAGGCCCCGCGCACUCGCCGUCGGUGCUUGCUUCGCUCAUCCUGGCAUACUUGCACGAGGAGCAGCCUGAUCAGGCCAUUGCACACUUUUCGACGCUGUGCAAUGUGCCUGUGGCCGUCGGGUAUUCGCAGAGCCAGGCAGUCGUCCAGGCACUUCGCAUGGCUGUGCCCGCAAUGCAGCGUGAGAUGCACGACCAAGCCAUUGUGAUGCGCAAGUGUCUCACCGUGUGCCACAAGGUGGCAAACCGGCUGGAGGCCGCAAGCAAGUCUGCCAAUCCGCUCGGCACCGACCAAGACGCUGCAUUGUUCCUGACCUGGGUUGGCUUUUGCGCGCUACAACUAAUGCGCCUUGACAAGGACAAGGCAGACCAUUUCUUCAGUCUCGGCACGACUGUGCUGGCCCGAGCGAUUGAGCUGGAUUCGCACCGCGCGUCCGCCGCGUCGUCACCCGUUCCUGGGGCAAGCCCAGUCUCUUCCGCCCGUGUCCAAGCCACAGUUCGCGUGCUGCUCAUUGACAUGCACCGCCUGAAGGGAAACCACGAAGACGCCAAGGCCUAUCUCCAAGAGCUUGCGAGUCUGCCAGUGCAGCGAACUUCGGCCAGCAGGAAGCCUCAUCCUGCGCUGCAGCAACUCGAAGUGACGAGCCACGCGUGGCUUCCCGACCUCGCCGAAGUCUUGUUCAACUCGAGCGAUGAAGAGGCCCAGGAAGAAGCGCUCCACGCAUCGGCCAGCAGCGAGAGCUUGGGACCGUUUGGCCGCAGGCGCCGCAGAUCUUCCAGCAUUUCUGGGCUUGGUGCGAUUUCUGCGAGCUCCCGCCGUCGCCGGACACUGAGCGGGACGAGUCAGGCUGGUGGGGACAUUCCGGCCCGUUCUGGCAGCGGCAGCGGAGAGAAGGACGCCACGGAUGCAGCAGCGGCGGAAAUGGAUGAAUCGGGCGACGCGUCCUCUGCUGCACCACCACGUCGUCGACGCAUUCGGCGGCACGCCUCGACCAGCACGGCCGCGGGUAGCGGCACUGCCAUUCAGGAUCUGUUUCGGGUGCGCGACAUGGAUCGCCAAGACGAGCUGUGGGCAAUGGUGCAGCCGAGCGUGCUCCAAGCUCACCGCGCCGUAUUUGAACUUGCCCGAAGCGAAGUUCAGCACGCACUGGUCUCUGGCGCAAUGCAGUCGUUCAUCGAGCUGGGCUUGAGGGUCGUGGCGGUCUGCUUCUUCCCGCGCCUCGUCCAUUUGCCCGCCACGCACCCACUCGUGCGAGCGCUGGCGACCCUGCCUGCAACACAAGCCCCAGUGCCAUCAUACGCUCGGUUCCACAACGUUGCGAGCGCCUCUGGGAUGCACGAGCACAGCAGUUCAGACUUUGUCCCCGUCCUCUCCCGUUCAUCGAGCGUCUAUUGGAAUGUUGCAGAGUUUCCGCUCGCCAAUCUGGCCCAGUUAAUUGUUUCGCUCCAUCGCGUCUUGCUGGGCCACCGGUCGCUCCCAGACGCCGCAGCCAUGUCCUCCUUUAUUGACGAGAUUAUAUCCACAUCCGCCUGCUUCAACGCUGCCGAGCAAGCGCAGCUUCAGAUGUCCACAGCUUGCGUGGCGUACGUUGUUGGCGAUGCCGAAGCGGCCGUUUCGCGUGCGCUCCGGCUUUGCUUUACUUUAUCGAGCCGAGAUGAGCUCAAGUGGACUGUGCUUCACCGCGCCUUGUACAUGGAGCGGUCGGAAGCCAACAUGGACGGUGCCCGGCGUAUGCUUUGGUCGUUGAGUGCCGGAGCUUCCACACAGCCAUCCGCUCGCGUUCGCUGGCUGACCAUUGCCUUCCUCAUGACGUCUUGUCGGUAUGCUCCAGCAAUAGUCCGGCUGCGCGAACUUCUCCAAAGCUUUGGCGCCACGCCCACGCUGCAACUUGCACUCGCCAUGUGCUACCUCAAUUACUGCUACUCCAAGCGCGUAGGCACUGACUCUCAUGUGAGCGCCGUCCAAGCUCUCUCGUGGCUGCAUCAGUACUUUGAAACGCGCAAAGGGGAUCAGGAGGCGUGCUUCAAUGUUGCGAGGUUUUUCCAUCAAAUUGGGAUCAACCAUUUUGCUCGAAUGUACUACGAGCGCGUGCUUGAGGCACCAGACCAAGACGAGCAGCCCAAUCUCAAGUUCGAAGCAGCAUACAAUCUCCAUCUCAUCUACCUGAGUGCAGGCUCUCUUAUUCAAGCUCGGGCUAUUCUCGUCCAACAUUGCACAAUCUAACCCAGCUCCGCAUUUCUAGUUUUGUUUGUUUUCUCCGAUUGAUUAGCUUUUUUUGAAAUACAAAAAUCGAUUGUUCAUAAC
This is a messenger RNA of Capsaspora owczarzaki ATCC 30864, 4878 nucleotides long. RefSeq lists its product as hypothetical. Bases 1 to 4797 code for a protein of 1598 amino acids. Gene Ontology annotation, biological process: transcription by RNA polymerase III. NCBI's taxonomy places the organism in Eukaryota, Filasterea, Ministeriida, Capsasporidae. Gene Ontology annotation, cellular component: transcription factor TFIIIC complex. The transcript has 6 exons. Gene Ontology annotation, molecular function: protein binding. The record is from RefSeq and is a predicted model, not a curated record.